CACUUGGGCGCUCUCGUAUCGGCCCACCCACACCAGCCACUCACAGGCAGUUUACUGGUAGAGUCGACGCGAGCAACACGUGUCGAAAUCUUACCUGUGUUCGGAAUUGUGUACGAAAAAUUCAGUUGACCGUAAUUGUUUAUAUACUAAGAAAAGAAACAUUUUGUGCCUUGGAAAGUUGACAGCAAAGUAUUGCUUCCUCAGUUGCUCCUUACUAAGGAAACCUAAUGUUUUUUGAUCUCAGCCCCAAAAUGGGGUAAUUUAUUACUUUUAAAGACAAUAAGUAAUUGAAUAAUAUUGUGAUUAUUGAGUGAAGUGAAGUAUAUAGUGAAAGAGAGACUGAUAAAUCAGCAGCCAUGUAUUCUAUGAACUAUAUUGGCAAGUUCAUUGCGAACUUUCGCGAGUUCUACAAUGAAAUCAACGGGGCGACGUUGACCGGUGCCAUCGACGUGGUGGUGGUUGAGCAGCCUGAUGGCAGCUUCACAUGCUCGCCUUUCCACGUCCGCUUCGGGAAGCUCGGCGUGCUCCGCUCCAGAUUCAAAGUGGUGGAUUUAGAGCUGAACGGCGAGCCGCUGAACAUUCACAUGAAGCUUGGUGAGUCGGGCGAGGCAUUCUUCGUAGAGGAAGUGGGAGAGGAUGAGGCGGAGUGUUCCGCACAUCUGGCGACCUCGCCAAUCCCGGCCGCGCGGUUUGAGGACCUCUAUGAGCCUCGCCGACGAAACUCGCUCUCUGUCGUUGAACCCGACCACGGACAAGCCUCCGAUUACACAAAGCGAAGAUAUACAGCUGAUGGACAAUCAAUGCAAAAACCUGACUUAAGUAAGAUAACUAAAAAGACUACCAAAGAAGACGAUACAAAUAAUGACAAUGAAGCUUUAUUCGAAAUGGACGGCCUUGACGAGGCGACUGACAAAGUAGAUGGGCGAGGCCCCAGGACAUUCGCAGCCACGCAACUCGGCGGGGCCGAGAGCGAGGCGCAUCAGGUGGUGCAGAAGAUCAGCGCACACAACGACUUCAGGCCUAUCGAAGCUGUGCCGUCCAACCAGGACGAAGUGAAACCUAACGGCGGAAACGGAAAGAAAAAGAAGAAGACAAGAAAAGCAAGUUCUAAGAAACACCAAAGAAAGUCGUCCACUAGUUCUAUUUCGAGUCAGUCGGACCGCGCCGGCUCCGAGCAGCGCGCCACGCAACCCGCGCCCAUUCCUAACGUCACCGACAUCAACUUCUUCAGCGACACCGAGGUGACCGCCGCUACUCUUAGAGGUUCGCGUAGUGGGACUCCAGUGCAGUCAGACACUGAGGUGGAGCUGGCGGGUCGGCAGGGCGACAAGUCCUCGCAGUCGUGGCGCUGGGGCGAGCUGCCCGAGCCGCCGGUGCGCGCGGGGCUGGAAUCGUCGGGCAACGCGUCCGGAUCGAUCGCGUCGCCUACCUCAGGCCCUGAACCUGCCUCGCCGGCCGAGCCCCUCAGCUCGGACGAGGAGCGGCCCAGCCGACGCGGCGUGCUCAGCGGCAUGUUCCGCUUCAUGUCACCGCGCGACACCGACGUGCCCACGGACGGCGUCUACCUCGAUGAUCUGGACCGAGGCCAGGUCGACCCCGAUCUCUACUUCCCGAAGCACCACGCAGACAGAUAUCGAUCUGGUGAGAUCAUUUGUACAGCGGGCAGUACACACCCCACCACUGGCCCCACGGAAGAAGAAUAUGAGUCUGGUAACGGUCCCUCCCUGCCGCAGUCUCCCGCCUCGCUAGAACCUCCUACACUGGAUUCCGAUGACGAUGAGAAAUUACUAGCUAAGGGUCAGGUGGGAGUGUACGUGCAGGAGGAGCGAGUGUCCCGCGCGUUGUCGUUCGAGGAGUUCUGUGAGCGCGGCGCGGCGCUGGCUGCGGAAGGCAGACUGGUCGUGCGGCUCGGCGGCCGAGCCAUGCCCUGGCGCAGUGCCGGCCCACUACUACUGUCGCUACUCGCCUACCGACGGCCGCUCCCUAAUAGGGUACUAGAAUCUUUAGAAAAGAAUUCUGAAAAGGAUGAAUCUCAGUCGCGUCCCACGGACAGCACAGCAAAGCCACGCGGCUACUCUUGGUGGAGCUGGAGACGGUCCACCGGAGAUGCUAAACGCACUGAAUCAUCGCCUCCUAAAGAUGAUUUAACAACAAAAGAUACCUUGGCCCAAGUGGAAAUGGUCACGGAAACCAAAACGGUGACCCUAAGAGAGCCACAUGAGGAGAAACAGAACUCUGUUGAAGAAAAGGCAGAGGAAGUUAGAGAAUUGGAGAUCGUCGAGGAACUUGAUUCCAGAGAGUUCCUUGCAGAAGAACCGCAACCACCGCCACAUAUUGUCGAAACUCCAGAACAAGUGGAACGACACGACCAUAGUUCGUCAGAUUCUGAUCAAGAUGGACAAGUCAAGAGGCCUAAUCGCAGACAUUCGUCGUUUAGAAAAACUCUACGACUUUCCUCUGAACAAAUUAAAGAACUGAACCUCCGCGAAGGUAUGAAUGAGAUGGUAUUCAGUGUAACUACAGCGUACCAGGGAACGACGCGGUGCAAGUGUAACGUGUUCCGGUGGCGGUAUGACGACAAGAUCGUCAUCUCGGAUAUCGACGGAACAAUCACAAAGUCUGAUGUCUUGGGGCACAUCUUCCCAUUGGUGGGAAAAGAUUGGGCGCAGUCCGGCGUCGCACAGCUGUUCACGAAGAUCAAGAAUAACGGCUACCAGUUGUUAUAUCUAUCGGCGCGGGCUAUCGGACAGGCAAGGGUAACACGUGAGUACCUGCGCUCGAUCAGACAGGGUGAGGUGUGUCUCCCAGACGGGCCUCUGCUCCUUAACCCCACGUCGUUACUCCGCGCCUUCCACCGCGAGGUCAUUGAGAAGAAGCCUGAAGAGUUCAAGAUCCAAUGUCUAGCAGACAUCAAAGCUCUCUUCCCGCCGGGCUCAAAUCCAUUUUAUGCGGGCUAUGGCAAUAGAGUAAACGAUGUGUGCGCAUAUCAGGCAGUAGGAAUCCCGAUUGUGAGAAUUUUCACAAUCAAUUAUAAGGGCGAACUAAAACAUGAACUGACUCAAACAUUCCAAUCCACGUACUCCCACAUGUCGGUGUUGGUGGACCAGGUGUUCCCGCCGGCGCAGUGCGAGCCCAGCGACGAGUUCUCACAGACCGUGUUCUGGCGAGAGCCCCUCCUCGAGAUCGAGUUGCCUCCCAUAUCCCCACCGCUACUCAAACACCAUUAAUCCAAUGAUUACGUACUUUCUAUGUAAUUUUUUUCAACUAUAUCGCUUCUUGUAUUCCUACUUUCAACAUAAGAUUGAAUAAUAUCAAUGUGCCUAACUCGGCUUAGCUUAUUCCACAAGAAAAUGGAAAGCAAGCAGUUGAGACUUGGUUAUUCCAUUAUUUAACUAGACUUUCAAUUCGUAGACUGCUGAAAUGAUAGGUUCAUUUGGGCUGCUUUAGAUUUAGGAUGUUUAGUUUCAUACGCAGAUAGUUUCAAUAUAGACUAAAUGAAUAUGUAGUGAAAAUACCAAAAACAAUAUGAAAUGCUUAUCUUGUAGUAUCUCGUGUGUGUUACGUAAGUUUGAUUGUUGUACUGUGAUGUGUCUAGCGGAAUAUUAUUUUGGAAAUGUCUUUACUUAUUGCAGUAACGUAUGACUUUACUAGGGCAAAAUAUUAUUUACAAUUUAUUCUCUGCGAAGACUGUGUAUACAUGUUGGUAAAUGGUUUGCAGAUUUAGGUUACAAAGGAAUCAAGUUAAGUUUUGGUUUCGUCGAUUAUGUAAGCUGUGAUGUCGUCGACUGAUAACGAUGCUUUAUUUUUAUACUGUGAUUACCUAUUCGUACGUGCUAAGUUAUAUUUGUGUUAAAGCAAUACACAUUCGUAAAAUGCAGAGGCUUGGCUUCUGAUAGAUUUAUUAUAUUCUUUGUAAUCAACGCCACUUUUGAUUUUGAAGCAUUGAUUUGUAAUAGUAAAUAUUAUGUCGAAUUAGAAUUUGGUAUAUUUUUUAAAAUAAUUUAUUGUUGUUUCUGUGAUUGUUUCAAUAAAUAUUUUCAGAAAUAACUAAAUA
This is a messenger RNA of Spodoptera exigua (beet armyworm), 4054 nucleotides long. The record is from the annotation of a GenBank genome assembly. NCBI's taxonomy places the organism in Eukaryota, Metazoa, Arthropoda, Insecta, Lepidoptera, Noctuidae.